Messenger RNA from Trichomonas vaginalis G3, 1377 nucleotides. RefSeq lists its product as uncharacterized. Bases 1 to 1377 code for a protein of 458 amino acids. The record is from RefSeq and is a predicted model, not a curated record. NCBI's taxonomy places the organism in Eukaryota, Parabasalia, Trichomonadida, Trichomonadidae. The transcript has a single exon.
AUGUAUACAAGAGUUGCAUUAGUACUGGAUGAAAAAGAGUGCUUGCAUGGCUAUAUGCAAUUGGCACUUAACGGAGUAGACUUAAGUAUUACAUAUUUUGAUGAGCAUGGUGGUAUAAUAGUUACAGAAAAGAUUUCACAAUUUCAAUCCAUUACAAUUUCAAAAGAUAAUACAUUAAAUGUCACGUUCAAGAGCAAAUUUACAGAUAGAAGUAUCAUUUUUAAUAACAGAUCUGAUAUGAACGCAUUCUUUGAAUUUCUUCGAAAUAAUAUAAUCUUAAAUCCAGCAGAAAAUAACCCAUUAAAUUUUGAAAUCCAAUUAAAAUCAAAAUCAGGAGGUGGUAUUCUUGGAAAAGUUACAGAAGCCCUCAAAAAGACUGGAGAUUCAUUCAAUUUUAAUAUGAACCAAGUUAAACCAGUUAUAAUUAGACCUGUUGACGCUUAUACAUAUGGAAAUAUUGUCCCUGUAAUACCAUCUACAAAAUUUGAAGACUUAACUCUCGAAAAAGUUAAAACUCUUGAUUUAUCAACAGUUUCAUAUUCAAAAUUCAAUGUAAUUGAUGAAGCAUUACCUACUUUAUUUGAUAGAUUACUAUUAACAAAGCCAGAAGAAACAAAAACGAAAGAAUAUCUACAAAUUCGUGAACACUGGCAAUUGACAACAAAAGAAGAGUGGAACAGAUUUGUUGUAAUGAGGCAGUUCACACAUGAUCUCGAAUCUUGGAUAACUAGUGAAAAAUUUUCAAAUUUGCACAAACAACUAAUUUUCAACAUUGCGAUGUCUUUAUUUACAUUUCUGUUUGGAGACCUCAAGUUUGAUGAAGCUCUUCAAUUUGAGCUCUCAAUUAUUGUCGCAAUUUACUUAGAUGACCAAUUAUUAGAUGAUUCAUUGAUAACUCGUGAUUCAAGGGAAGUUACGCUUGAAGAAGCAGAAAUAUUGACUUUUUGGCCACUGUUGACAUUAUACAGGAAAAUAAAAGAAGGAACUCUUUCUGUUCAACAAGAAUCUCUAAAAGUUUUCACAAUGUUAGAGAAUAUUUCAAAAUCAACCGCUGAAAUAUUGACAGAUAGGAAUUAUAAGACAUUAGAUUUCGCUUUAUCUGAUUCUAGAAUCUUCUUUACGCGUUGGAGAGAUUAUAAAAUUAAUUCUUUAAUUUUAGCUUCAGCGUUAUCUUGUGGUAAUCUUCCUGUCAUGAGACAAUCCAUGUUAUGUGCUGCUUUAGUGUUACUUCAUGAAGAAUUGCAAGAAAUUCCGUUAGAAAUGCCACAAGUUUUUAGUGAAGAGUUUUCUCUGAGGCUUCGUCGACUAGAUGGAAGAUUGAUCCUUUAUAAUGCAGAAAAAAUGAUGUCUAUCGCAACGCAUUUCUCUUUCAAAUAA